Messenger RNA from Dromiciops gliroides (monito del monte), 5687 nucleotides. RefSeq names its product cerebellar degeneration related protein 2 like (gene CDR2L). The record is from RefSeq and is a predicted model, not a curated record. The transcript has 5 exons. NCBI's taxonomy places the organism in Eukaryota, Metazoa, Chordata, Mammalia, Microbiotheria, Microbiotheriidae. The coding region runs from base 128 to 1534 and encodes 468 amino acids.
GCUGGCUGGGGCGCCGCCGCCCGAGCCUCCCGAGGCCCCGCCUGCCUGCGCCGCAUUGUCCCGGCCCGGAACCCCGGGCCCUGAGCUUGGAGCGACGCCGCAGCUCCGGCCCGCCCCGGACGGGCCCAUGCGGAGAGCCGGAGGCAUGGAGGACUACUCCGGGGAGGAUGAGGAGUCCUGGUACGAUCAGCAGGACCUGGAGCACGACCUACACUUGGCAGCAGAGUUGGGGAAGACGCUGUUGGAGCGGAACAAAGAGCUGGAGGAGUCCUUGCAGCAGAUGUACUCUACCAAUGAGGAACAGGUUCAGGAGAUUGAGUACCUGACAAAACAACUAGACACGCUUCGGCAAGUGAAUGAGCAACAUGCCAAGGUGUAUGAGCAGCUAGAUGUGACUGCUCAAGACCUGGAGCUGUCCAACCAGAAGCUGGUGCUGGAGAGCAAGGCUGCCCAGCAAAAGAUCCAGAGCCUGACAGAGACCAUCGAGAGUCUCCAGACCCAGGUAGAAGAGCUUCAGGGACAGGUGGAAGAGCUUAGGAGCUUGGAGCAAUUGAGGGUCCGAAGAGAGAAGCGGGAGCGACGGAGAACCAUCCACACCUUCCCUUGCCUUAAGGAAUUAUGUUCCAGUCCCCGGUACGAGGAUGCCUUCCGCUUGCAUAGCUCCUCCACGGAUCUGAGCCCAAAACCCUUGGAACGGGAGAACGAGCAUUUGCAGGCCAUUGUGACCUCCCUGCGUUCCCAGGUGAGCCAGGAGAAGCAGCGGAAGGAACGGGCCGAGCGGGAGUACACGUCCGUGAUACAGGAGUACUCAGAGCUGGAGCGGCGGGUAUGUGAGAUGGAAGGCUGCAAGCUUCGGGUGCAAGAGCUGGAGGCCGAAGUACUGGAGCUGCAACAGAUGAAGCAGGUGAAGACGUACCUCCUGAGCCGGGAGGACAACCUGUCCGAGGCCUUGCUGGAGCCUCUCAACAACGCGCCCGAGGCGGACGAUCCCGAGCUCGGAGGGGACGGGACUGCAGGGAAAGAUGGGGUCCCGUCCCCCGCGGCUUCGCCGGGGCAUUCGGUACGCAAGAGCUGCAGUGACACGGCCCUCAACGCCAUCAUGGCCAAAGACCUGGCCAACCGCCACAUGGGCAACUACAUCCUGCACGCCAACAGCGUGCGCAAGCGGGGCAUGUCCAUCCUGAGGGAGGUGGACGAGCAGUACCACGCGCUGCUGGAGAAGUACGAGGAGCUGCUGAGCAAGUGCAGGCAGCACAAGGAUGGCGUGCGGCACGCCGGGGUGCAGACCUCCCGCCCCAUCUCCCGGGACAGCUCCUGCCGGGACUUCCGGGCGGGGGAGGAGGGCCUGGGGGAAGAGUGGGGCGGGGGCAAACAGGGGGAGAAGAGCCUUAUUCAGCACGUGGAGGCUGUGGACAAGCGGCUGGAGCAGAGCCAGCCUGAAUACAAGGCCCUCUUCAAGGAGAUUUUUUCCCGGAUCCAGAAGACCAAGGCAGACAUUAAUGCCACCAAGGUCAAGACCCAUAGUAGCAAGUGAGCCCUGCCUGUCCCCAACCCCCCCCCUCGCUUUUGCCCCAGUCCUCUUCUUCUCCCCAAGCUACGAGGUACCCCCACCUCCUUUCUCUAGAGCCCUUCCCGCCUUCCGAGUUGGGGUGUGAUGCUAUCGCUCCAAGCUGGAAGGGUUCCCUACAAGGGCUGGAAGUGGAAGGAAGAGAGGAGCUUCAUAAGAGCACCUUGGUGAUGGUUCCAGAAACACCAGAGGAAUACCCCUCCCCCAUCCCCGUGGUGGGGGAGUAUGGGUAGCACUGGGGAGUUGAUCCCAUUUCUCAGGAGCUCCCAAUCACCCGUUGUCUGCCUGAUGAAGCGGAAUCCCAGAGUUAAAAAGCCAGACAUCCCAGGGGAAGCUCCUCUCUCCCUCACCCUCUGGCUUCCGGGCCAUAUAGCUGCUUCUCAGAUGUAUGGCCAACUUUCUUUUCAGAGCCAUUCUGGAUCUGGGGUGUUUUGGUUUUUUUUAAUUUUUAUGAUAGCUUCCCCUCCCCCCAACCCAAGACUGGAUGCACUUGAAGUGAGACCAGCCUGAGCUGCCUUCUGCAGUCCUGACUGGUUUCCUGGACCCAUACCCAGCACCCUAACUGGGAAUGCCACCCCAAACCCAGGGUUUUCAUCACUCCAUUUUGGCAGCAGCCGCUUAGUCCAAGGCAUCCCUGUCAGGUUGGAGACAGACAACCCCACUCUGGGCAGAAAGCCCCCUCUGAGAGAAGAGAGGGCCUCUGCUGUAACUCCAGACUUGGGAACCAGCUGUCUGUAUCCCCCCCGGGAUGUCAUGGCCACCCCUCAGGAGCCAGCCCAGCACUGUGUCUGUAGCAAGUGAGCUCUGGGGAGGAGGAGAGACCCUCACCCAGCUGUGAAGGAGCUUAAACUCCUGCUUUGCUGUUCUCCAGCCUUCCCAGAAAAUGCCUCUGACCGUGUUCAUUCUUUCAGGGGCUAGGGUUGAGGGGAAUCCCAACAGGAGGGGACACCCUUGUGGCCCUUGGGAUCCCCUGACUAACAUUGUAGCAGAACCACUCCUUUCUCACCCACGCUUGUGGUUUCCUACCUUCCCAGUCCGGGACUUCACUAUGUCUGCCCCUAUCUCAGGGACCAUGAUAUCUCAUUCACAUACUCCAUCCAGUGCCCACUCCUGGGUAUGUACAACCAGCAUGUUAGCCGAGCUUCAGCUUCUAGCCUGUCACUCCUAGGGCCAGCCUGAUGACUGUCCACCCAUACAGUAUUCUCCACCCAAUGGGAGAGAGAACAGAUCUUGCCUCCUGAAUAAUUCCUACUCUUCACCAAUAAGGCUCAGCCUCCUCUUUUCUUCCUCUGAUUGCUUGAUUUGGGGAUAUGAGGAGGAAGGGCUUUGAGUCUCCUCUGGUGUUGACUCUUCCUGACUGUGGCUAUUGCCCCUUUCUGGCUCAGUCUAAGAAGGUCUAGGGAUUCACAGCCCUGCCUCCAAGCCACCCAAUUCAAGAGUCUCAAUCCUUUCUGCUGACCCCAUAACCAUCAGUGGCUGUAGAGCCUGAUGGAGGAAGUGUUGCCUGGCUCCUAUACCAGGAUCUCUCAUGCCUUAUUUAUUUGUAACCAGAAUAGCAGUUUUCUUAAGCAUCCCUGAAGGCACCCAACCUACUCUUGAGGCAUCACUGUGAUGGAAGCUGGUGGCUCUGGUCUUUUAUAUUCCCUUGGUUUUGAAUCUUCAUCCUGUGGGGCAGAGGAAACUCUAGUCAUUUGUGCGUCUCUUCUGGCGGGGUAAGGGUGAGGGUGGGAAGGAGGAACUCCAUCCUGUCCAGACUCCAGCACUCUAGCAUCCUACCAGCUUCACCUUUGAAGUGUACAUGAGAGAAAUAUAUUUACAAAUGCUUUAUUCUCUUCUUAAAUUAAAAAAAGAAUGCAUCAGUAUUCUGAAAGCAGAAGUUGCCUUCAAAGAUAUGGAUCCUGUCUGUCUCUGUAGCAUUCACAUAUACACAACCCUCUGUUUUAUUAGAGAACUUGAUAGCUCAGGGGUUCUCAAUCUUUUUUAUGUCAUGCACCCCUUUGGCAGUCUGGCGAAGCCUAUGGACCCCUUCUCAGAAUCAUCCUUGUAAAUGUAUAAGAUACCGAUUAUAUUGAAAUACAGUUAUCACAAUUGCAAAACAAAUUGACCAACCCUAUUUAAGAAUUCCUGUAACAUAGCUGGAAAGGGAGAGAGACAUAAUGCCCACUUCUCUGGUGGGCUGCUUCUAUGGAAUUCCAUUCUCCAAUGGGAUUUUUUUUUUUGCUAGUUAAAAAACAAACAUUUUAUUGAUGCUCUGUUUUUUAUGCUACAGUCACUUCCCAUGAAACCUAACCAAGCCCACUACAGACCCCCUGUAACUCUCCUCUAUAACAAAGACAGAAAACCAACCUUGUUUGGCACCAUAUGCAAGGUUACACAUCUUCCACUUUGCUAUCAGUCCUCCAGAGCACAGACUCAAACACAAUUUUGAGAAUGCGCUUUCCUUCUCCCCUUUCAUUUCUGCUGGGCUGGCUGAGAGAAGUGAGAAGGCCUUUGAAUGAUGGCCUGCUAUGUGAAGAAUGCCACUUAGAAUAGAUGGAAAAGGGAAGUCGUGAGGAGGAGAGGGCCUGGCUUCACAUCCAGUUGGGAUUGUAAGUCAUCCAAGGACAAUGAGGGGAGAAGAAAGCAAAACAAGUUUCCCAGGAGAAUAUUGGAGCUCCCUUGUGGCUCCUCAGGGCACUCUCAGGAGAGCCCAAGGGGCAGGUUAUAUAUGCACAAAGCCCAGCUUUAAGCAUAGCUCUCAGAACACUUAGGGGAUUCCCGGGUAAUUAAGAUUGGGCAAAUAAAAAUAGUAACCCUUAACUUUAUAGUGCCUUAAGAAUUACAAAGAUUUAAAAAAAAGACAAAGAUGCUUUCACCAAGAGGUCAAUAGUGCAAGUUAAAGAAGCCAAGUUUCAGAAAGGUAAAUUCCAUUUCUAAAAUUUAUUGCAUAUUUCCUGUGCUAGGUACAUGAUAGGGAAUGGACCUGUGACUUCAUUUGUAUUGGAAACUCUACCAAUAUAGGUCAACACCUCUGCACUAUUAGUUUACUAGAGAGCUGUGGCAAGCAAACCAAAGCCACUGAACUGGACAUAAGGGUCCCUACAGGCCACACAUUGACUUUUAAAAAUUAUCAUGUUCUGCGUAUUUUUAUUUUAACUGUCCCCGUUACACUUGAACUGGUUGGGCCAGGGGGAGGAGAGAGACUCAGGAGAGGCCCCUGUUUGACACUUCUCACCUAACAUGCAAAGAAGCUACUUUCCCAAGGUGGUCAUACAGCCAACACUCAACCCAAGACAUCUUCCUGAGUGAAAAUCUGACCUCAGACACUAGCCGUUUGAUCCUGAACAAGUCACUUAGUCCUGUUUUGUCCCAGUUUCCUUAUCUGUAAAAUGAGCUGGAGAAGGAAAUGGCAAACCACUCCAGUACCCCAAACGGGUUGACAGAGAGUGAGGACACAACUGAAAUGACUAAACUCUAUCCCCCACACCCAACUGCCUCUGGAGAUGCAAAGAUAAAAUGCACUUCAGAUACUGCAUUUACAUUUUACCAGGAAAGUGGCAUACCCUUGAUAGGAUUGGAACCUGUGCCUUCUGACUAGACCUCUUUCCACCACAGCAGACUCCUGGGGAUUGAAGAAGGCACAGAGAAGGGCAGAAUCUGUCUCCCCUCUGUGUCAAAGUACUGGUAUUACGAGAACCUUGGUGAUAAAGAUAAGCAAUCAGUUUUAUGAUGGAGACCAGAGAAAAGGUCUCUGUUUUUAGAUCCUUGCCUGGUAUAAAGUUGGAACUUUCCCCAAAUAUACAUCUGUGAUCUUUCACAUCUUAAACUACAAGUUUGACUUCUUUUUGUUUUUAUUUUUAAAGUGGGGCAAUGAGGGUUAAGUGACUAGCCCAGGGUCACACAGCUAGUAAGUGUCAAGUGUUUGAGGCCAGAUUUUAACUCAGGUACUCCUGAAUCCAGGGCAGGUGCUUUAUCCACUGUACCAGCUAGCUGCCCCCUAACCUACAAGUUUGGAACUGGUAAUAUCACACAGAUUUUUCUCUUUCCAGACCUUAAAAGUUGUUUCUUCUGUAGGCUGUGUGUGAUCAGAUUAUUUUUAAUUCAAUUUUUAAUUCAAUUUUGAUUAUCAGUUCCAAAUUCU